AUUCCUGUCUGCCAAAGAUUCGCAAAAAUGACAAAUAUACAGCCUGCUCGACUCUACACCGAAGAAUUAGAGGGUCCUGUUCAUUCUUCUGGACUAAAGUUCCUACAGUACGAUUGGCGCGGGUAUUCCGAGCGCCUUGAGCACGAAAACCAACGACUCCAUCAAUCACUCACUGUGCUCAGCAACGCGAGAGACCAGGAACAUGAAAUAGUCGGUCGAUUAGAAGCGCAGAAUGCCAAAUUAGAGCAUCGCGCUGGGGAAAUGACCCAGUCUCUCAAUACAAUCAACACAGAGUAUUCUCGAUUGCGCACCGAAUACCAUCGCCUAACACAAGCCCUGGCUCAAAGUCAGAACCGUGAGAGUAUUGCAUGGUCAUCUUACGAACAACUUCGCAACCUGUUCUCAGGCAAGGCGAAAGACGGAGGGACAGAUGUUGAUCUCAACAACGCAGAGUCACUCAGACUUUGUAUUGUCAAUCUGGUUGUCAAAUCUCAAUGGAAAGAGAUGGAUAUAAGAGGCCUGCAAACAAAAGUCAAUACUCAACAGGCCGAGAUUCAGAGACUCAUGAUGGAAAUUGGUCGUCUUGAGGCUAUGUCAUUGAGCCCGAGCUCGUCAGGUGAAAGCGAUGCCGAUACAAUUGAAGAGGAAAAGGAGUCAGUCGAUCAUUCAUGAAUGUCUCACCCGUCCUUACCUCCAAAACGGUCACUCUGCUAGCUACAAGG
Messenger RNA from Cladophialophora immunda, 722 nucleotides. RefSeq lists its product as uncharacterized. The transcript has 2 exons. The record is from RefSeq and is a predicted model, not a curated record. NCBI's taxonomy places the organism in Eukaryota, Fungi, Ascomycota, Eurotiomycetes, Chaetothyriales, Herpotrichiellaceae. The coding region runs from base 28 to 672 and encodes 214 amino acids.